AUGUUCCAGGAUCUCGGAGAUUUCAACAGCUCAAAGUUUCAGGUCUCUGCGUUCAUUCUGUUGGGAUUCCCAGGCAUUCACAGCUGGCAGCACUGGCUCUCCCUGCCCCUGGCUCUGCUCUACCUCUUAGCUCUCAGUGCCAACAUCCUUAUCUUGAUCAUCAUUAAUCAGGAGGCAACACUGCAUCAGCCUAUGUAUUAUUUCCUGGGCAUCCUGGCUGUGGUUGACAUGGGCCUGGCCACCACCAUCAUGCCCAAGAUUUUGACCAUCCUGUGGUUCAGUGCAAAGACCAUCAGUCUCCCUGAAUGCUUUGUGCAGAUGUAUGCCAUACACAGUUUUGUAGGAAUGGAAUCAGGCAUUUUUGUCUGCAUGGCUAUAGAUAGGUAUGUGGCAAUUUGUCAACCACUAUCUUAUUCAUCAAUAAUUACUAAAUCUUUUGUGGUCAAAGCUACUGUAUUCAUGGCACUCAGAAACAGCCUGACUACCAUCCCAGUCCCUGUGUUGGCUGCUCAGAGACACUAUUGCUCAAAAAACCAAAUUGAGCACUGUCUGUGCUCGAAUCUUGGAGUCACUAGUCUAUCCUGUGAUGACAGGACAAUCAACAGUGUUUACCAGCUACUUUUGGCCUGGACACUCAUGGGGAGUGACUUGGGUUUGAUUCUUGUAUCCUAUGCUUUGAUACUUCACUCUGUACUGAAACUGAACUCAUUGGAAGCUACCUCCAAGGCCCUGAGUACCUGCACUUCCCACCUCAUCCUAAUCCUGUUUUUCUACACAGUCAUUAUUGUCAUUUCUAUCACCCACAGUGCAACAAUGACAUUUCCCCUCAUCCCAGUUCUACUCAAUGUACUCCACAACGUCAUUCCUCCUGCCCUCAAUCCUAUGGUCUAUGCACUCAAGAAUAAGGAGCUCAGACAGGGCUUAUGUAAGCUCCUUAAGCUGGACUUCAAAGGCAAUUGA
Molecule: messenger RNA, 960 nt
Organism: Dama dama (fallow deer)
Lineage: Eukaryota; Metazoa; Chordata; Mammalia; Artiodactyla; Cervidae
Product: putative olfactory receptor 56B2
Exons: 1
Coding region: 1-960 (319 amino acids)
Biological process (GO): G protein-coupled receptor signaling pathway
Cellular component (GO): membrane
Molecular function (GO): olfactory receptor activity; G protein-coupled receptor activity
Source: RefSeq, a predicted model, not a curated record